Populus nigra (black poplar) is the source of this 3702-nucleotide messenger RNA. Its product is annotated as NADPH--cytochrome P450 reductase-like. The record is from RefSeq and is a predicted model, not a curated record. Gene Ontology annotation, cellular component: cytosol. Lineage: Eukaryota; Viridiplantae; Streptophyta; Magnoliopsida; Malpighiales; Salicaceae. The coding region runs from base 1211 to 3289 and encodes 692 amino acids. The transcript has 18 exons. Gene Ontology annotation, molecular function: FMN binding; NADPH-hemoprotein reductase activity; flavin adenine dinucleotide binding.
AUCUAGCAAAAGAAGGGUUCAACGUACUUCACUCUUGGCCAGACGCCAGCGACGAAUGGCGUCAAUAGUCGCAUGAAGCCUUUCAAGGGCAACUACCACGUCUACCGCUUCUGGAUCAACAAUUGACUCAACCGUAUGGUCCGUAUCUACAAGUUCAGUACCAGUCGAGUCCUUUCUUUAUUGUAAAAAGAAGAGAGAGGCUAUGCCGGUACUCAUGCUACCACUGGUGCUUUGCCGCCUCCACCACUGGAGGUAUCCAGGAUAAGCUACUGAAGCCGCUACGCGUGCUACCAUAAUGAAGGUACGAGUGCUAAAGAAUCUGCCGCUACCCUUGUAAGGGCUUUGCAGCCAGCUCUGGAAACCAAAAGCCAACACCAGUUGGCAACUUUUCAAGGAGCUGUAAAAGCUUUCCAGGGUUGGAUUUCAAUUCAUGUAAUUUUACUUCGAUUUUCCCUUUUGAAUCAGAACUUCCCUCAGUCUUCUCUUCAUAUGGCUUUACCGCCACUUACACUGGGCCAACUUCACUCGAGUCAAACUUGGCCUCCCGGAAGUUUGAACACAACACACAAGAGGAGCUGGGAUAUACCUAUCGACCCUUACCUUAGUAGAUCAUGGUCGGAUAGUCGUAGUCAGGGGCUUGGUAAGGAAUGAAGAGCCACUUUGAUGGAGAAGUCUUUGCUUUCUUAUAAUGACCUGGUCGGGGGAGUACGGUACAUCGGUGUAAAAGAUUGAGUGGGACCUGUGAGGUUGGUCACGGGGCAGCUGACUGAAAGGAAAGCGGGUAGGCAAUUCCUAUUUCAUGAUUGUUCUUUUUCUUUUCUUUUUCCGGUACUCCGCUCCACGAGCAGAGCGAAUGAAUUCUUAACCUUUUUUUAUGACCCGAAGAAAAAGGAAAAGGCACCAAAAGGCAAAACCCCAAAAUGUAAUGUAAGAAAAGGAAAAGAAGGCCAUGCACUUGUAGUCAAACGCCUUUACUCUCCAGCCAUUUCUGCUGGGACACGACAAACACUCUUUCUUUUUCUAUGUUCUUAAUUCUUUAAUUCCUUAAAUCACUUGCAAGCCCAGAGGUGGUCUCACAUAAAAUACAGUGUAUCCGUUUCUCUGUGUUUCCUGUCCCCCCCAAUCCUGGCAGCAUUUUUAAGAUAACCAAACCAAAUCAAACUUAAUAAAAUCAGAACAGAAAAUGCGAUUAUACAUAUCUUAAUCAAGGAUGAGUUCUGGUGGUUCUGAUUUGGUUAGGUUCGUUGAAUCAGUGCUGGGGGUGUCUUUUGGUGACUCAGUGUCUGACUCUGUGGUUGUGAUAAUUACAACGUCUUUUGCGGUUGUAUUUGGAUUGGUGGUGUUUAUAUCGAAGAGAUCAUCAGAUCGGAGCAAAGUCGUGAAGCCGUUGGUGGUUCCUAAGUCACUGUCAGUUAAGGAUGAAGAAGACGAGUCCGAGGCUCUGGCUGGGAAAACUAAGGUUACUAUUUUUUACGGGACUCAGACCGGGACAGCAGAGGGUUUUGCUAAGGCUUUAGCUGAAGAGGUCAAAGCAAGAUAUGAGAAAGCAGCUGUUAAAGUUGUUGACCUGGAUGAUUAUGCUGUGGAGGAUGAUCAAUAUGAAGAAAAAUUGAAGAAAGAGACUUUGGCAUUGCUCAUGGUUGCCACUUAUGGAGAUGGAGAGCCAACUGAUAAUUCUGCUAGAUUUUAUAAGUGGUUUACUGAGGGAAAUGAAAGGGGAAUCUGGCUUCAACAGCUUUCCUAUGGCAUUUUUGGCCUUGGUAACCGUCCAUAUGAACAUUUUAAUAAGAUAGCAAAGGAGCUUGACGACCUGCUCUGCGAACAAGGAGGAAAGCGUCUUGUUCCUGUUGGUCUUGGCGAUGAUGAUCAAUGCAUAGAAGAUGAUUUUUCUGCUUGGAAAGAAUUAUUGUGGCCUGAGUUAGACCAGUUGCUCAGAGAUGAAGAUGAUGUGAACUCUCCAUCUACUCCUUACACAGCUGCUAUACCUGAAUAUCGAUCGGUGAUUCAUGAGCCUUCAAUUGCAUCUGUCAAGGAUAAAUUCUCAAACUUGGCAAAAGGGAAUGUUUCUUUUGAAAUUCACCAUCCAUGCAGAGUUGAUGUUGCUGUCCAAAAAGAGCUUCACAAAGCUGAGUCUGACCGGUCUUGCAUACAUCUGGAGUUUGACAUAACAGGGGCUGGCAUUAUAAAUGAAACUGGAGACCAUGUGGGGGUGUAUGCUGAGAACAGUAAUGAAAUUGUUGAAGAAGCAGGGAAGUUGUUGGGUCAACCUUUAGAUUUGUUGUUUUCUAUUCGUGCUGAUAAUGAGGAUGGAACAGCUAUUGGAAGCUCAUUGCCUCCUCCUUUCCUAGGUCCAUGCACCCUUCACACUGCAUUGGCAUGCUAUGCAGAUCUCUUGAGCCCUCCUAAAAAGGCUGCUUUGCUUGCUUUGGCUGCUCAUGCCAGGGAACCUAGUGAGGCAGAGAGACUCAGGUUUUUAUCAUCACAGCAAGGAAAGGAUGAGUACUCUCAAUGGGUUAUGGCUAGUCAGAGAAGUCUUCUUGAGGUAAUGGCUGAGUUCCCAUCUGCCAAACCUCCCCUUGGUAUCUUUUUUGCUGCAGUGGCUCCUCGCCUACAGCCUCGUUACUAUUCUAUCUCAUCCUCUCCUAGAUAUGCUCCCAAUAGAGCACAUGUGACCUGUGCUUUAGUAUAUGGUCCCAGUCCCACUGGUAGAAUUCACAAAGGGGUGUGUUCAACUUGGAUGAAGAAUGCAGUUCCUCUAGAGAAAAGGCAUGACUGUAGUUGGGCUCCCAUUUUCAUCAGAACAUCAAAUUUCAAGUUACCAGCCAAUCCUUCAACUCCAAUUAUUAUGGUGGGACCUGGUACUGGACUGGCACCUUUCAGAGGAUUUCUACAGGAAAGAAUGGCCCUGAAAGAGGAUGGUACACAGCUUGGUCCAGCCCUGCUUUUCUUUGGAUGCAGAAAUCGCCAAAUGGAUUUCAUAUAUGAGGAUGAGCUCAAUAAUUUUGUGGCGCAAGGUGCGAUAUCCGAGUUAUUAGUUGCAUUCUCAAGGGAGGGGCCACAGAAGGAAUAUGUUCAACAUAAGAUGGUAGAUAAAGCAGCAGAGAUAUGGAGUAUAAUUUCUCAAGGGGGUUAUCUUUAUGUGUGUGGUGAUGCCAAGGGUAUGGCUAGAGAUGUUCAUCGGACUUUGCACACUAUUGUACAAGAGCAGGGAGGCUUGGACUCAUCGAAAACCGAGUCUAUGGUGAAGAAACUCCAAAUGGAAGGCCGGUAUCUAAGAGAUGUCUGGUGAUAACAGCAUUUUCACAUUGAAUCUGCCUUUAAUUGCCGUAACCUCACCAAGUACAGCAUUGAAUUUAUUCAUCUACCAUUCCAAUUUCCAGCUUCUUCUGGACUCUGGAGUCCCAGCAGGGUUGGAUAAGGAUGGGGGAGAAUCUGGAAGUUGAUUACCCUAGAAAUUUAGACUCUGUUGUUCUCUGGCCGUCCCUUUAUCACAUUUCAUUUUCUACUUUUUUGGUUUGAAUAGGAUCCUGUUAGUCUCUCCUGUCUCCUUGAUGAGAGAUCCCCAGGCAGGGAAUAGCAUGUAGUUAGCUGCAAGAUGUCAAAAGGGGCAUAAAGAAUGUUAAUGAUGGUUUGUGCAUGAACCAUUGUGGUAAAGUAGAAAGGUUACAAGGUGGAAAUAAAGCUGAACUUGCGAUUUUGAAA